GACAGGAGGAAUGCUGAGUGUCAAGGGGUCAGGAUCAAUCCGGUGCGAGUUGAUGAGGCAGGAAGGUGGGGAGGAAUGUGAGGAAUGUCGCUGUUUGUGUAGGACUCCAUUCAGCCGAUUGGCGAGCCCGGGGCGCCUGGAGUGUAUAAAAGCGGCCAGGCUCCCUGCUUCAGAUCCAGAGAACAACUCUCCUGCCAGAGAGACGGGACCUUCGCGAGACAAGGCGCUCGGACAGCAGGCGGGGAACCCAGCCCGACACCGAAGCCCCCCGGCUCAGACUCCCUCCUCCCGCAGCACAGACACACAAGCCGAGGAGCCUUUGCACCGUCUAUUGCCGCUGCCGAGCAUGGCCGCACUAAUGGGACCCAGCAGCUUCGCCGUGGCGCUGCUUGUAGCUCUCCUCUGCUGGGAGGUGUCCGGCCAGGACUGCAGCGGGCAGUGCCAGUGCGGGGCGGGGCCGCCCCCCACGUGCCCGGCUGGGGUGAGCCUGGUGCAGGACGGCUGCGGCUGCUGCAGGGUGUGCGCCAAGCAGCUGGGCGAGCUGUGCACCGAGCGGGACCCCUGCGACCACCACAAGGGGCUCUUCUGCGACUUCGGCUCGCCGGCCAACCGCAGGAUCGGCGUGUGCACCGCUCGGGAUGGCGCCCCUUGUGUGUUCGGAGGGAUGGUGUACAGGAGUGGGGAGUCCUUCCAGAGCAGCUGCAAAUACCAGUGUACUUGCCUCGACGGGGCAGUGGGGUGUGUGCCCCUGUGCAGCAUGGAUGUCCGGCUGCCCAGCCCUGACUGCCCUUCCCCACGAAGAAUUAAGCUCCCUGGGAAGUGCUGCGAGGAAUGGGUGUGCGAUGAGCUCCGAGAACAGACAGCGGUUGGACCUGCUCUAGCUGCUUACAGACCAGAAGACACUUAUGGACCUGACCAGGCAAUGAUGAUGCGUGCCAACUGCCUGGUCCAGACCACAGAAUGGAGUGCUUGCUCUAAGACCUGUGGAAUGGGCAUCUCCACCAGAGUCACCAAUGACAAUGCCGUCUGCAGACUGGAGAAGCAAAGCAGACUCUGCAUGGUCAGACCUUGCGAGGCAGACUUGGAGGAAAACAUCAAGAAAGGCAAAAAGUGUAUUCGCACCCCCAAAAUCUCCAAGCCCAUCAAGUUUGAGCUCUCUGGCUGUACCAGUGUGAAGACCUAUCGAGCUAAAUUCUGUGGGGUCUGCACUGAUGGACGUUGCUGCACCCCCCACAGAACAGCCACUCUUUCUGUGGAGUUCAAAUGCCCUGACGGUGAGGUCAUGAAGAGGAGAAUGAUGUUCAUCAAGACCUGUGCAUGCCACUACAACUGCCCUGGAGACAAUGACAUUUUUGAGUCUCUGUACUACAGAAAGAUGUAUGGAGACAUGGCAUAAAGCAGGAGACACUAGGCUCUCAACUUGACCUGAUUGGCAUCUCAUUUUGUAAACAUGAUUCAAUAGCACAGAGUAUUUAAAUCUGUUUUCAAAAAGUUCAGACUGUUCCAUGUGACUAAGACAAAUUGUCUUCUGACCCCAAACAUUGGUUUGAAGAAGAAAGUAAAAUGCCUCAUGGGACCACAGCAAAGCACAGCUUCAGAGGACACUGUUCAUGGAGUGGUGUUUAGGGAGCACUAGGGGGCAUAUGCAGGAAGAUCAAUGGUUUCCUUAGUAUGGUAACGUGUUCCACCUAGUAGUGCAAUUGAAGAAGAGAUCCUUAGCAUGUGUGCUGACAUUGGCUGAGUGACAGCAAUGGCUGUAAUGUAAAUCAUUACCCAGCAAGGUGCUAAGUAAAAUGUGUUCUGUUGGUCAGGACUGUUAUGUUUCAGCUUUGACACUGAUUCAAAUGACUUGUUCAAGAAGAAUCAGAAUCACGUCUAUUUGACUGGACAGCUUGUGGCAGUUAGUUUGCCUGUAACAAGCUAGAUUUUUAUUAAUAUUGUAAAUACUGUGUAUAUAUAUGUACAGUUAUCUAAAUUAAUUUAAAGUUUUGUGCCUUUGUUAAUGCUUUGAUACUUUAAUGUUAGCUUUUGUUUGUUUUGAAAGAAAUAGGUAGAACGUAAAGCUUGUCUGUCAAUGCAUUCAAAGCAUGAAAUAGAUCUUCUAAUGGAAAAUGUUCAGUUAGGGUGACAAGUGAAUCGAAAUCAAGACAGAGAUUGUUUGCUAAAGAUGAGGUGCUUGCAUCCUUGGAAAACAUCCAUUUAUGUGGUAAAAAUAUGGUUGCCUCAGCUUUAGUGAACAAAUGGCUUUAAGUAAAAUGAAUGGCUCUCUUGUAGCUGAUCAGUUUUUCCACCUGGGAGCAUUUGUUUCUUUCUUUGACCGUGGCUGUUCUUUGAACAGUUUGUUUGUUGAGAAGUGUGACCAAAAGUUACAUGUUUGCACCUUUCUAGCUGAAAAUAAAGUAUUAUAUUUUU
This is a messenger RNA of Gopherus evgoodei (Goodes thornscrub tortoise), 2412 nucleotides long. It is a transcript of the gene CCN2, whose product is annotated as cellular communication network factor 2. The transcript is spliced from 5 exons. Lineage: Eukaryota; Metazoa; Chordata; Testudines; Testudinidae. The record is from RefSeq and is a predicted model, not a curated record. Gene Ontology annotation, cellular component: extracellular region; extracellular matrix. Gene Ontology annotation, molecular function: integrin binding; heparin binding. Gene Ontology annotation, biological process: signal transduction; cell adhesion. Bases 11 to 1396 code for a protein of 461 amino acids.